ACGCCCCUAGGCCGGCGCGCUCGGCGGCCCGCUCGCAUUGUUCGGGAGGCUCCCGGAGCGCGCACAGCCGCUCGCAGCGCAACCGCGGCCCGGCUCGCCGCCCCGCCCGGCCCGGCCCGGCGCCCGCAGCCCAGAUUAAAGAAGCUACUUGGUCAAGAAACUGAGUCCCAGGAGAAGAAGGAGCAAGAAAAGGACAAGAGAAUCACUGCCCUGAAAGAGGAGCUGACCAAGCUCAAGUCUUUUGCUUUGAUGGUGGUGGAUGAACAACAAAGGCUUACGAACCAGCUUGCCCUUCAAAGACAGAAAAUCCAAGACCUGACCACAAGUGCAAAGGAAACACAUGGUAAACUAGCCCUUGCUGAAGCCAGAGCUCAAGAAGAAGAGCAGAAGGCAACCAGACUAGAAAAAGAACUGCAAACACAAACCACAGAGUUUCAGCAAAACCAAGACAAAAUUAUGGCGAAGCUCACCAAUGAGGACAGUCAAAAUCGCCAACUCCGGCAGAAGCUGGCAGCACUCAGCCGGCAAAUUGAUGAGCUUGAAGAGACCAACAGGUCUUUAAGAAAAGCCGAAGAAGAGCUGCAAGAUAUAAAAGACAAAAUAAACAAAGGAGAAUAUGGAAACUCUGGCAUCAUGGCUGAAGUGGAUGAGCUCCGGAAGCGCGUGCUGGACAUGGAGGGGAAAGACGAGGAGCUCAUAAAAAUGGAGGAGCAGUGCAGAGAUCUCAAUAAGAGGCUUGAGAAAGAGACAGCACAGAGUAAAGACUUCAAACUAGAGGUUGACAAACUCAGUAAAAGGAUUACGGCUCUGGAAAAAUUAGAAGAUGCUUUAGACAAAAGCAAGCAAGAAUGCUACUCUCUGAAAUGCAAUUUAGAAAAAGAAAAGAUGACCACAAAGCAACUGUCUGAAGAAGUGGAGAGCUUAAACACCAGGAUCAAGGAGCUAGAAGUCAUUGAAAGUCGGCUAGAAAAGACAGAAAUCACACUAAAGGAUGAUCUGACUAAACUGAAAACGUUAACUGUCAUGCUUGUAGAUGAACGCAAAACUAUGAGUGAAAAAUUAAAACAAACUGAAGAUAAGUUACAAACCACUGCCUCUCAGCUCCAGGCAGAGCAAAAUAAAGUGACAACGGUGACAGAGAAGUUAAUUGAGGAAACCAAGAGGGCACUCAAGUCCAAAACUGAUGCAGAAGAGAAGAUGUACAGUGUAACCAAGGAGAGAGAUGACCUCAGAAAUAAACUGAAAGCAGAGGAGGAGAAAGGACAUGAUCUCUUGUCAAAGGUUAAUAUAUUGAAAAACAGACUUCAAUCACUGGAAGCAACUGAGAAAGAUUCUGUAAAAAACAAAUUAAAUCAAGAUUCCAGUAAGUCCACAACAGCAUUACACCAGGAAAACAAUAAGAUUAAAGAGCUCUCUCAAGAAGUGGAAAAGCUGAAACUGAAGCUAAAGGAUAUGAAAGCCAUUGAGGAUGACCUCAUGAAAACAGAGGAUGAGUAUGAGACCUUAGAACGGAGGUAUGCUAAUGAGAGAGACAGGGCUCAAUUUCUGUCUCAAGAGUUGGAACAUGUUAAAAUGGAACUUGCCAAGUACAAGUUAGCAGAAAAGACAGAAUCUAGCCAUGAGCAGUGGCUUUUCAAGAGGCUCCAGGAAGAAGAAGCUAAAUCAGGUCAUUUGUCAAGAGAAGUGGAUGCAUUGAAAGAGAAAAUUCAUGAGUACAUGGCAACAGAGGACCUAAUAUGUCACCUCCAGGGAGACCACUCAGUUUUGCAAAAGAAACUAAACCAACAAGAAAACAGGAACAGAGAUUUGGGAAGAGAGAUUGAAAACCUCACUAAAGAAUUAGAAAGGUAUCGGCAUUUUAGUAAGAGCUUCCGACCUAGUCUCAAUGGAAGAAGAAUCUCUGACCCUCAAGUUUUUUCCAAAGAAGUUCAAACAGAAGCAGCAGACAAUGAACCACCAGACUACAAGAGCCUCAUUCCUCUGGAACGAGCAGUCAUCAAUGGUCAGUUAUAUGAGGAGAGUGAGGACCCAGAUGAGGACCCUAAUGAGGAAUCUGUGCUGUCCUUCAAAUGCAACCCAUCUACUUCCCUUCCUAUAAACAGGAAACUAUGGAUUCCUUGGAUGAAAUCCAAGGAGGGCCAUCCUCAGAAUGGAAAAAUACAAACUAAGUCCAAUGGCAACUUUGUGCAACCUGGAGAUCUAGUUCUAAGUCACACACCUGGGCAGCCACUUCACAUAAAGGUUACUCCAGACCACGCCCAAAAUACAGCCACUCUUGAAAUCACAAGUCCAACCACAGAGAGUCCUCACUCUUAUACCAGCACAGCGGUGAUACCAAACUGUGGCACCCCAAAGCAAAGGAUUACCAUUCUCCAAAAUGCCUCUAUAACACCAGUUAAGUCCAAAACCUCUACAGAAAGCCUUGUGAACUUAGAACAAAGCAUGCCUCCAGUUACCAUGGCAACCUUUGCCAGAGCACAGACCCCAGAAUCCUGUGGUUCUGUGACUCCAGAACGGACAAUGUCACCUAUUCAGGUUUUGGCUAUGACUGGUUCUGCUAGUUCUCCUGAGCAGGGUCGCUCCCCAGAGCCAAUAGAAAUCAGUGCCAAGCACGCAAUUUUCCGAGUCUCCCCGGACCGGCAGUCAUCAUGGCAGUUCCAACGUUCAAACAGUAACAGUUCAAGUGUGAUAACUACUGAGGAUAAUAAAAUCCACAUUCACUUAGGAAGUCCUUACAUGCAAGCUGUGGCCAGCCCCGUGAGGCCUGCCAGCCCUUCAGCACCACUGCAGGAUAACAGAACUCAAGGCUUAACUAAUGGGGCACUAAACAAAACAACCAAUAAAGUCACCAGCAGUAUUACUAUCACACCAACAGCCACACCUCUUCCUCGACAAUCACAAAUUACAGUAAGUAAUAUAUAUAACUGACCACUCUCACCCUCACCUAGUUCAUACUGAUAUUCUUGCAAGGAACUCGGUCCUCUUUUAAUCAUCCCUCCAAAUCCCCUAAAAGAAUGACUAAACUUGUACUUUGGGAAGAUUUGUGCAUGGACUGUACAAGGGUAUCUGGAACUAACUGUGUUGCCUGCAUAGAUGUAUCAAGUGUGCACUUACUGUAUAUCAUUUCAUUUACAUACCUGUAUGAAAAAUAUUUAGUCUGCACUUGUAUAUAUACAUCUUUAUGUAUUUCAUUUUCCAUAACUCACUUUAAUUUGACUGCAACUUGUCUUGGUGAAUUACUUAACAUUAUAAAGCAGUAAAUAGUUUUACUUUU
Messenger RNA from Meriones unguiculatus (Mongolian gerbil), 3274 nucleotides. It is a transcript of the gene Filip1l, whose product is annotated as filamin A interacting protein 1 like. The transcript has 2 exons. The coding region runs from base 250 to 2928 and encodes 892 amino acids. NCBI's taxonomy places the organism in Eukaryota, Metazoa, Chordata, Mammalia, Rodentia, Muridae. The record is from RefSeq and is a predicted model, not a curated record.